AUCGUUCUUCUUAACCUUCGAACGGACCGGACGAUCGCAUCAACACUUUACUCGCCAUUUAACGCCUCCCUCGACUUGAACCGAAACGACACGAGUACAGCAGAUCAACAAACGACUUUGCUUCUCUCGUAUUUGCUUGUUCGAUUCAAUAUCGCCUGGUCGAUUAUGUCUCGUUGCGCCUCCUAACCAACCUUCUUUUUCCUCCGAGCUAGCCUCUGAACCCACACUCGUUUCUCAAUAACAUCGCUUCCUACGACUUCACUUUUUUGGAUAUUCGAUACAACAAACGAACCUUCCCCCCCCUCUUCUUGUCCACAUAUAAGAAGAACCUAACAACAACUACAUCAUCUCUUUCUUUCUUUUCGCAGAUCGCUAUCCGAGUUGUAUUAUUGCCAAGCAUUUGCCGAUAAUCCACACCUUAAACUAAAGCGAUCGACACUUUUCAACGGUCAACCAUCAAAAAUCAUCACGACCUUUUACCAGUAUCUUCUUAUUAAGUCAUCGCCAUGAAGGAAAGAGCCGGAUAUCUCAUUGCCAGGGAUCUGGACGAGUUAAGCCAUGCUUUCCAACUUGUCCCCCGAAGCAAGAGUUGUGUUAAGUGUGACGAUGCUACCCAGCUCGAGUGCCCCAAGUGUGCAGACAAUGAAGUUUGCCAGUUUACUGUUCCACUAGACUGCACCAUGUGCGCUACAUCGAUCUGUGAGAAGGACUCUAGUUCAUCCAGUGACAGCGGCAGCAAGGGCCCAAACGUCGGUGCCAUUGUUGGUGGUGUCCUGGGUGGUAUUGCUGUUAUUGCCAUCGUUACAUAUGUGGUAUGGAGGUUCUGCAUUAAGCCGAAGCGAUCGCACAUUCCCGCAUCUAUCUACGUCGAGGACACAGACGCAAUCCACGAGAAGGAUGCUGGCCCCAGAGGAAUCCGCCCACCUUCUACGCACACUGUUCACUCGAUCGCCUCGACCGUCCUCACACGCGCAUCCAAUAUCAUCCAGAUCGCAUACAUCCCUGGCGUUACAAACCGAGCGACUCCGACCUCGCCAAAUGUUCUUGUUCCUCCCGUUCCUCCAAUUCCCAUGCACCACCACGCCGAGGCCAACAGGAGUCUCGGAAACGACGAUCAGCACUUCUUUGUUCCCGGUGACCUGAGAGACUCUACUUACUCAGGCCUGUCAGGAUACUCGGACCGAACAUCAUACGCUCGCACAUCCUACGCUCCUCGAUCCAGUGUGGCUUCUACAAUCUACGGCAAGCAGGCUCAGGUUCUCACACCUGCGCAGACUGGUAUGCGUGCCAAACCUACCAUGGUCAGCGUCAAGUCCAUCGGCACCAACGGCAACGAGCUCAUGGCACCACCAGUCCCGUCAAUCGACUUUGGGAAGUUUGGUAACAGUCGGCCCAAGAGCACUGCGAGCGCUUUCAGCGUCGGCUCGACGUUCCUCAACAGCGCCAACACUGCAACGCAGGCUCGUGCACAAGUGGUCAAGGUUGGAACUUUGAAGAAGGUCGACAUGGGAAGCAAGGCUGAGUCGGACACAAUGUCAUCAUCAUCAACGAUGGCACCAACACCGCCAAGAACACCCAGCGGCAACGUUACCCGAGACUCAAGUAUCACCGUUAUCGAAGAGUCACCCUCCGCGGACCAAGGUCCAUUCUCUGAUCCUCCAGACAGAAGUCCCCUACGCGCCAACAAGACCAGCCUUGGUGCCGUUAUGGAGGACCCUGUAAACGAAAACGAAAAGGGUCCUUCCCUUCUAAGGCGCGAUAGCUGUCCUUUCGGGGAUAAGCACGCCACAAAAGAGUAAUGAUACUAUAUCAUCUCAGUUUUAUAUAUUGCAAUUUUCUUUAUGAAGAGAUGUCACGAAAUCUAGCCGAAUGUUAGUCAAGGGACACGCUCCAGAAUCUGUCUUCUUAUUUUCCUUACCUUAUAUUCACUUCACGUCAAAUUAUUUGGAAGACAAACGGGAUAUGGCACCCAUUUUUUUAUGUUUACAUUCAGGAUAGCGGGGAGGGACUUGAGAUAUCAACUACGGCGUCUUGGAUAAGGAGCCCCGGCAAGGGCUCAUGGAUGCCAGGAAGUCAUGGCGAUCUCUAUGUGAAUAUCGAAUAGAGAUGAUCCGAUAAA
Fusarium graminearum PH-1 is the source of this 2119-nucleotide messenger RNA. RefSeq lists its product as uncharacterized. NCBI's taxonomy places the organism in Eukaryota, Fungi, Ascomycota, Sordariomycetes, Hypocreales, Nectriaceae. Bases 507 to 1799 code for a protein of 430 amino acids. The transcript has 2 exons. The record is from RefSeq and is a predicted model, not a curated record.